UCUGCUAGUUUAGUUUCCUCUCCCUCGAUCGGCACUUUAGGACUGAUCGAUCAGCAACUCUGAAGAUGGAAUAUCUCAACAAAAAUGGCGUGUUGUCCUGCAACGGUGAUCAGUUCACAAAGAACGCUUACGUUGACACCACUUUGCGUUUGGAGUGCUUUGGUUAUGGAGGCAGCAUUAGUACUGCUGGAUUUGGAGAUGCUCGAAGUCGAACUAAUCCAGAAGACAUGCUUAUUCCUUCCAAUGCCCCUGACAGUGGUUGCAGAUUGGUACUUGGAUUAGGUCCGACACCAAGUACAUAUUCAGGUGCUAAACGCAAACGUUUGGUCCAUAUCGUGCAUCAGGGUUUGUUCUCGGAAAGUGAUUCCGUCCUAAGACUAGGCCGUUUCGGUGGGAAUGAGCAAGUUUCAGCCACAAUUGAGCACUCAGUUUCCACACAGACAAUUAAUCCAAAACCAACUCAUCUCCGUAAACACGUAUCCACAGAUGGAAAUAGACUUGGAAUUCCCAUUGCAGAUGAGGGUUCUUCCUCGGCCAAGAAAUCAUCAGGUGGAUAUAUGCCGCCGUACCUUCUUUUGGCUCCAGGAAUUGAUCCAACCAGAAAUCUCUUCCAAGCUCAAGAACUUCUAGAACCGAGGACCAAAUUCAGUUUCAGUCCUUCCCAGCUAAGCUCUGAUCAGCCUUCAGCUGCCAUCACAGAUUACUCAAUCAGCACUUUCUCUGGGGUAUCAUCCGAUCGCAGAAUCAGCAAUCCCAAGAGAUGCAAAUUCGAGGGGUGUUCGAAAGUGGCGCGAGGGGCAGCAGGUCUUUGUAUUGGCCACGGAGGCGGAGAGAGGUGCCAGAGACCUGGGUGUUAUAAAGGUGCUGACAGCAGAACCGCCUACUGUAAGGCUCACGGAGGUGGCAAGAGGUGCCAGCAACUGGGUUGUACCAAAAGUGCAGAAGGUAGGACAGAUUAUUGCAUAGCACACGGCGGCGGGAGGAGGUGCGGGCAUAAAGACGGGUGCACAAAGGCCGCACGGGGGAAAUCAGGACUUUGCGUUAGACACGGCGGUGGGAAAAGGUGUAAAGUAGAAGGCUGCACAAGAAGUGCCGAAGGGCAAAUCGACCUGUGCAUUGCCCACGGCGGGGGCCGCCGCUGCCACUUCAUUGGUUGCACCAAGGGGGCUCAGGGGAGCACCGUGUAUUGUAAAGCGCACGGCGGUGGAAAGCGGUGCGUGUUCGCCGGGUGCACCAAAGGUGCCGAGGGAAGCACGCCGUUGUGCAAGGGACACGGCGGGGGCAAGCGUUGCCUUCAUGAUGGUGGCGGGAUUUGCCCCAAGAGCGUGCACGGAGGCACGAGUUUCUGUGUCGCCCACGGUGGUGGGAAGAGGUGUUGUAUCCCAGGGUGCGGUAAGAGUGCGCGGGGACGAACAGAUUGCUGCGUGAAGCACGGUGGGGGGAAGCGUUGUGAGGUUGAAAACUGUGGGAAGGGUGCCCAAGGUAGCACGGAAUUCUGCAAGGCCCACGGCGGGGGGAAACGGUGCAACUGGGGAGACGGGAGAUGCGAAAAGCUAGCCAGAUCAGGGAAGAGCGGACUUUGUGCUGCUCACUGCAGUUUGGUCCAAAGGCUUGUGGUGGUUUUGGUGAAGAUGCUGGGGGUGGUGGCUCGGAUCUGUGGUGAUUCGGCGGCUGCUUUGGAGAUUGAGGGAGGAGACAGCUUUGGAUCCACGCUGAGGACGGCUCCAGAUUUUGGCAACUGGCGGCAGCUGAACGGAGAUGGUUGGGAUUCGAGGCUCAUGGCGGCUUUUGCGGCGGAGGCUUUCCGAUCGUUUUUGGGACUAGCGACAUACGGCGGGUUCACGGCGGUCUUGGUUUUCCUGGUGGCGGCGGCUUGGCGGUUCAGAUUCCAGUUUAGGGUUUUGAAUGUUUUUGGGCUUUAUUGUUGGGUUAAUCUCCUCGUAUUUGGGCUUUCAGGCCUUUUCAGGUGUCGGGCUUUGGUCAUUGGGAUUUUCUCCUUGGCCGAGCAGAAUGGCUCGUUCCAUUCCGAGCGUGAUCUAGUAACCGUGGCCGAGGGUCAGCAACCGUGGCCGAGGGUUCCUUUUGCCGAGGGUUCCUCUAAUUACAUCUUCUUUAAUACUCCAUUUCCUACACCUGCUCGGGAAGGAGGAUACGAUCGUUUCGAUAGCCGCCGAAGGUCCCACAACAUGCUUGGUGCCGAGCAUGGCUUAGUCGACGGUCCAGCUCAUCCGCUCUCAGAAAAGGAUGAUUUUUUUUGUGUUGAAAGGAAUGUGACACUCUGGAAUGGUUUCCAUUCACAAAGUAGGAGAGGAGUGCAAGGAAAAGAGAAAAACAAGGUGUUUGUAGUUGUAUCUGCAAUGUCUAUAUUAAAAGGGCUGCCCAUGCAAGAGGCUCCGUUACUACAGGACAUGGAAAAACAGUCACUGCAUUUACUAUGGUUGAGCGCGGUGGAUGAAAAUCUCCAUCAUUUUGUUCGUGAAUUUUUCGAAUCUUCCACCCUCAGCACCACUAGAGCUUGCUUUAUUUUUGAAGAAAUUGCAACCAGUUGA
This is a messenger RNA of Rhododendron vialii, 2549 nucleotides long. RefSeq lists its product as uncharacterized. The transcript is spliced from 9 exons. Lineage: Eukaryota; Viridiplantae; Streptophyta; Magnoliopsida; Ericales; Ericaceae. The record is from RefSeq and is a predicted model, not a curated record. Bases 66 to 2549 code for a protein of 827 amino acids.